Messenger RNA from Nyctereutes procyonoides (raccoon dog), 955 nucleotides. RefSeq names its product glutaredoxin 5 (gene GLRX5). The record is from RefSeq and is a predicted model, not a curated record. Bases 16 to 489 code for a protein of 157 amino acids. The transcript is spliced from 2 exons. Lineage: Eukaryota; Metazoa; Chordata; Mammalia; Carnivora; Canidae.
CGGAGCGCGGCGGCGAUGAGCGGGUCCCUGAGCCGGGCGGCGGCGGCGCUGCUCCGCUGGGGGCGCGGCGCGGGCGGCGGCCUGCGGGCCCCGGGCGUGCGGGCGGCGGGCUCGGGCGGCGACGGCGGGGGCCGCUCGGCGGCGCAGCUGGACGCGCUGGUGAAGAAGGACAAGGUGGUGGUCUUCCUCAAGGGGACCCCGGAGCAGCCCCAGUGCGGCUUCAGCAACGCCGUGGUGCAGAUCCUGCGGCUGCACGGCGUCCGCGACUACGCGGCCUACAACGUGCUGGACGACCCCCAGCUCCGGCAAGGCAUUAAGGACUAUUCCAACUGGCCCACCAUCCCGCAGGUGUACCUCAACGGCGAGUUCGUGGGGGGCUGUGACAUCCUGCUACAGAUGCAUCAGAAUGGGGACCUGGUCGAAGAACUGAAAAAGCUGGGGAUCCGCUCUGCCCUUUUGGAUGAAAAGAAAGACCAAGAUUCAAAGUGAGGGUGGCCCAGGGCCUCCCCAAGCAGCAGGGGGCUGUUGGUGCCAAGACUCACUUCCAGCAAAGCCUUACCGAUUCUGGUUUUCGCUCUUCAGACAGCAGCUGCUUGCCUGGAUUCCCCCCGUUUGUAAGCAGCUGGGUGGUUUUAGUGUGUCUAGGGUUGGGGCUGCGAAUAUUCUAUUGUGAACUUAAUUACAACCACUGCACUGGAAUAAUUCAAUGUUGUAUUAUGAUAUUGUCAUGAACAAAAUAUGUUCUUACGUUGUCAUUUGCCCUUUGCCUGAUUCAGGAGUAAAACGAGGAGCUCUGGAAUCAUUAUUCAUAAAUCCUCUGCAAAUGUGUCCGUCUGCAAAGAUAAUAUGUCCCCCCGAAUUUUUCAUAGCUACUUCUGUUAAGAAAAAUGAUGGACAGGGAAGAAGAUUUGGUAACUGGGGCGUUGUUUUUUAAAAUAAACUGGCAACCCAGGGA